Molecule: messenger RNA, 1958 nt
Organism: Dipodomys spectabilis (banner-tailed kangaroo rat)
Lineage: Eukaryota; Metazoa; Chordata; Mammalia; Rodentia; Heteromyidae
Gene: Podnl1
Product: podocan like 1
Exons: 10
Coding region: 49-1821 (590 amino acids)
Molecular function (GO): protein binding
Source: RefSeq, a predicted model, not a curated record
GCUCGGAGCCCUGGUUGGCACUUUUGGGGGAGAAGGCAGAGCUUGAGGAUGAUCAUGCAGUUAAGUGUGCUGCUGCUGCUGCUGUGCCCCCCACCUGCCCCGGGCUUGGAAGACCCCCCCUUCCCCCACCCCGGGGAGAGCGCGCAGCCCCCACCCCGGACCUGUCCCUGGCGCUGCUCCUGCCCCCGGGCGGACACGGUGGACUGCGCCGGCCUGGACCUCCGGCUGUUCCCACACAACAUCACCAGGGCUGCUAGGUACCUCAACCUGCAGAACAACCAGCUCCAGCAGCUGCCUUACAACGCCCUGUCCCGCCUGGGCCGCCUGCACACGCUGGACCUGCACGGCAACCUCCUCAACUCCGAGGGCUUGCCUGAUGAGGCCUUCGAAUCACUCACCCAACUCCAACACAUCUAUGUGGCCCACAACAAGCUCUCAGUGGCCCCCCAGUUCUUGCCCCCCACCCUGCGGGUCGCAGACCUGGCUGCCAAUCAACUGGUGGAGAUUUUCCUGCUCACUUUUGGGGAGAAGCCGGCCCUCAGGUCGGUGUAUCUACACAAUAACCAGCUGAGCAACGCCGGCCUGCCGCCCGAUGCCUUCCGGGGCUCUGAGGCCAUGGCGAUCCUCAGCCUCUCCAGCAACCGGCUCAGCUACGUGCCGCCCAGCCUGCCCGCCUCGCUGGAGCGUCUUCAUCUACAGAACAACCUCAUCUCUAAAGUGCCCCGGGGAGCCCUGAGCCGUCAGACCUGCCUCCGUGAACUGUUUCUCCAGCACAAUCAGUUGACAGACAGCAGUUUGGAUGCCACCACUUUCAGCAAGCUGCACAGUUUGGAGUAUCUGGACCUUUCCUACAACCAGCUGAGGGCAGUGCCCGCCGGCCUGCCCCGGACCCUGGCCGUGCUGCACUUGGGUCGGAACCGCAUCCAGCGAGUGGAAGCUGCCCGGCUAAAGGGGGCGCGGGGCCUGAGGUAUCUGCUGCUCCAACACAAUGAGCUGGGGGGCUCAGGCUUGCCCCCCAAGGCGCUGCGGCCUCUGCGGAAACUGCACACACUGCACCUCUAUGGCAACAAGCUGGAGCGCGUGCCCCCAGGCCUGCCCCGCAGACUGCGGGCCCUGGUGAUGCCGCACAACCGCGUGGCCACGCUGGGCGCCCGGGAUCUGGCAGCCACGCCCGGCCUAGGCGAGCUCAACCUGGCCUACAACCGCCUGACCAGCGCCGGCCUGCACCACCGCGCCCUGCGCCCCCUGAGCGCCCUGCACAGCCUAGACCUGGCUGGCAACCAGCUGAGCCGGCUGCCCGCGGGGCUGCCCGCCAGCCUGCGUGUGCUGCUCCUGCCCCGCAACCAGCUGCGGGCCCUGGAGCCCGAGCCGCUGGCCGGCCUGGCCCAGCUGCGGGAGCUCAGCCUGGCACACAACCGGCUCCGCCUCGGGGACAUCGGGCCGGGCACCUGGCACGAGCUGCCGGCGCUCCAGGUGCUGGACCUGAGCCACAACGCGCUGUCCUUUGUGCCCCCGGACCUGCCCGAGGCGCUGGAGGAGCUGCACCUGCAGGGCAACCGCAUCGGCCACGUGGGCCCCGAGGCCUUCCUGAGCACGCCGCGCCUGCGCACCCUCUUCCUCAGAGACAACAGGCUGCACCUGACCAGCAUCUCGGCCGAGGCCUUUGUGGGGCUCAGGCACCUGCGCGUGGUGGACACGGCGGGGAACCCGGAGCACGUCCUGGUCCGGAUGCCGCCCUCGGCCCCACGCCAGCCACGCGCAGCGCGCUCCCGACACCCCAGGCCACCAGGGAGCAGCACCGAUGACCCAGCCUCCUUGUGAACCCCAAACUUCCAGGGCCACCCACAGGCAUCAGGAUGACAAAUCAGCCCACGCCUGAGGUUCUCGCCUGUCAUUUCUGCCACUCAGGAGGCUGAGGUCCGAGGAUCACAGGCUGAAGCCAGCUCUGGGCAGGGAAA